UCGACCUCGAUCUCUCUCUCUCUCUCUCUCUCUCUCUCUCUUCCCUCUGUUAAGCACGUGAUCGCACGUGACACAGAGAGACACGACGCGCGAACGACACGGUUAAAGAGCACAGAGAGUGAGCCGGUUGCCUGAGACCGGGACGGCCGCGUGCAGACCGUUUGAAAGGAAAACUAGUAGAGUGGACACGGAGCCGCCGCGACGCGACACCGCCGAUCGCCGGUGGUACCAAUCAGCCACGGAGCGAUUGAUCGCUGAUCUGAGACUCGUCGAAAUGUCCACAGAGCCGGGCAGCUUCUCCUCCAACGGGAGCAUGAUCGUGGUGAGCAACAGGUUGCCGUUCGUGCUGAAGAGGAACGAGGUGACCGGUCAGCUGGAACGGAAAGCCAGUGCUGGGGGUCUUGUGACUGCGGUAGCACCGGUGGUAAUCAGCGGAAAUGGAGUCUGGGUCGGAUGGCCGGGAAUGCACAUGGAAAAUCCGGAUGAGCCAAUUCCCGAAUCGGAUCCUAACGAUCGAACACCGACAGCUGGCCUCCUAUCACGCAAGGUUGUAGCAGUACACGUCGAGCCACUCGUUUUCGACUCGUACUAUAACGGUUGUUGCAAUGGAACCUUUUGGCCAUUGUUCCAUUCGAUGCCUGAUAGAGCGACUUUCAUCGCCGAACAUUGGCGCGCUUACUCGGUGGUCAAUGAAGAAUUCGCCGCGAAGACGGUCCGGGCACUCGAACAAAUUCAUAAGGAACAGGAGAAUCAGUCGAACGGCACGCCGUUGGUCUGGGUGCACGACUAUCAUUUGAUGUUAGCCGCGAACUGGAUCCGACAGGCGGCCGACGAGAAGAAUCUUAGGUUAAAGUUGGGCUUCUUCCUCCACAUCCCCUUCCCACCAUGGGACAUAUUCAGGCUGUUCCCGUGGGCGGACGAAAUUCUUCAGGGAAUGCUUGGUUGCGACAUGGUCGGUUUUCACAUUCAGGACUACUGUCUGAACUUCGUCGACUGCUGCCAGAGGUGUCUCGGCUGCAGGGUUGAUCGCAAGAAUCUGUUGGUGGAGCACGGUGGAAGAACCGUACGCGUCAGACCUUACACGAAGGGGCUGGUUCACAGGCUGAAAGCUUUCGAGAUGCUUCUGGAGAAGCACCCGGAACACCGUGAACAGGUCACCAUGCUUCAAAUAGCUGUACCGUCGCGAACAGACGUGCGCGAGUACCAGGAUCUGAAGCUGGAGAUGGAUCAACUGAUCGGCCGUAUCAACGGUCGUUUCACGACGCCUAAUUGGUCGCCCAUCCGUUACAUUUACGGCUGCGUGAGUCAGAACGAGCUGGCUGCGUUCUACAGGGACGCCGCCGUCGCUUUGGUCACGCCGCUCAGGGAUGGAAUGAACUUGGUGGCGAAAGAGUUCGUCGCGUGUCAGAUCAACACCCCGCCGGGUGUUCUGAUCGUUUCUCCAUUCGCUGGGGCCGGAGAGAUGAUGCACGAAGCCUUGAUCUGCAAUCCUUAUGAAAUAGACGAGGCAGCUGAGGUCAUACACAGAGCACUAACCAUGCCGGAGGAUGAACGCACGCUUCGAAUGAAUUACUUGCGUCGCCGCGAGAGGAUCUACGACGUCAAUUACUGGAUGAAGUCGUUCCUGCAGGUGAUGGGCUCGCUCGAGGAACACGACUCCGUCGGCGCGACGACGAUGCAGCCCGUGACCAUGGACGAUUUCGACGAUUACUUGAGCAAGUAUAUCGGCGACAACCAUAAGUUGGCUCUGCUGCUGGAUUACGAUGGCACCUUAGCGCCAAUCGCAACCCAUCCGGACCUCGCCAUAUUGCCUCUGGAGACGAAGAACGUCUUGCAAAGGCUGUCUAAUAUGUCUGACGUAUACAUAGCAAUUAUAUCAGGUAGAAAUGUGAACAACGUAAAGUCUAUGGUCGGUAUAGAAGGUAUCACGUACGCCGGCAAUCACGGUCUGGAGAUAUUGCACCCGGACGGCAGCAAGUUCGUUCAUCCGAUGCCGGCUGAACUCGAGGGAAAGGUGGCGAACCUGAUGCAGACCCUGCAAGACCAACUGUGCAGAGACGGGGCCUGGGUGGAAAACAAAGGCGCCUUGCUCACGUUCCAUUAUCGUGAGACACCGAUGGAACGUCGUCCGGAAAUGAUCGAACAGGCGAAGAAAAUCAUCCAGGACGCCGGUUUCAAGGCCUGUUCCGCGCAUUGCGCGAUCGAGGCGAAACCACCGGUCGAGUGGAACAAAGGUCGUGCCUCUAUCUAUAUCUUGCGGACAGCAUUCGGCGUCGAUUGGAGCGAACGCAUCAGGAUCAUCUAUGCCGGUGACGACGUCACGGACGAAGAUGCUAUGAGGGCGUUGAAAGGUAUGGCAGCUACGUUCCGCGUCGCGUCCUCGCAUAUAAUUCGUACCUCGGCGGAGCGACGUCUGCCCAGCACAGACUCUGUGCUGACCAUGCUGAAGUGGGUGGAGAGGCACCUGAGCAGACGCAAGCCACGGAACAGCACCGACAUCCCGUCGAGAUUCCGUCGCAGCAGCGCGGGUAUCACCAUGGAGAUGUCGUAUACACCGUCGAACACCACCCUAGAGUCCUAGGUAGUGGCGUCGCCGUAACCGAUUCACACUACUCACUUCACCGUAUCUCGACUGUGUCCCCACCCCCCAACCACCUCACGAGAGGUGAUACACACGCGCGUCACAGGCUUCUAAUGUACUCGUAGAGUAAGACCAUGUAAGCUGAGAAGAAAAAACGGGGUCGAAAGAGGACGAAGGGGAUCUCUGUUACAGGUGGAUAGGUAAAACGCAUCGCGUAAAUUGUCACGUCCAAAACAUACACACACACACACACACACACACUACGGUGGGGAGAGAUCAUGGCCACCAAUAGCGUCGAGCAUCCACGCGAAUAUCGGGUUCUUCCUCGAUCGAACUGAAUUCGAACGAGAGGCUACUUACUUCCGAGAACCAUUCACCUUCGAGCGUAAACACGAAUCGGUCCAGUUACCUGACCGAAGGAGCACAAAUUGAAUAAGGCGACUGAUCUCGUCGUGGAACCUGUAACCACUUUUUAUCGAGAGUGUUCAGCCUUUAAACGAUGCGUACUUCCGGUAACUAGUUGAAUCACUUUAGCCCCUUUGAAAUUCAUGAAUAAUCUACGAAUGUUCAUUGAUACGAUGUCGAUGAAUUUUUCGUUGAUCUAUGUAUGGUUUCUUCUAUCAAUGUAUUCAAUCUAUGGUACUUUCUUUCGCCAUUCGCGCCGUACACGUAAUUUGUUACAUUUCUCGGUGGGGUUUGGAAACUGUUACCCGCCUCCGUCGCAGAGGGUGUUUAUCGGAAGCUGUAGUACUUAGGUGUAGUUUUAGGUUCGCGUCGCUCAAAGUGAAUAUGUUCGAUAUACGCAUACUUGUAGACACCGUUUCUUAAAUUGUUUGUUUUUUUUUUUUACAAAACCGUACCACUGUUACCAGACUCCGAGACAAUAGAUGGAUUUAUUAUUAAACUGCGAGAAUCGUGGUUCUACGUCGUCGUUAGCGGAUAAGAAUCAGCGGACUGUAUUUUCCUUUUCUUUCGUUUGUAUUCAUUGUAGCGGUUGAUCCGAGUUGAUUUUCUACGAGAGACGAUUCGUUUCCUUCGACUCUUCGGGUAUAAACAUUUGUACACACGGAAACUGUUUUCUUUUUUUCAUUCUCCGUUGGAAAUAUGUACACCUUUUUUUAUAACGUCGAUAGAAGUUAACUUGUUGUUGUAUUUAUAUUACUCAAUGAUAGGCGGAUCGAGAAUAGCGCAGGUGAUAUAUUAUAAUAUUUUAAUAUAUAUAGAGAGAUAUA
This is a messenger RNA of Dufourea novaeangliae, 3813 nucleotides long. RefSeq names its product alpha,alpha-trehalose-phosphate synthase [UDP-forming] (gene Tps1). The record is from RefSeq and is a predicted model, not a curated record. NCBI's taxonomy places the organism in Eukaryota, Metazoa, Arthropoda, Insecta, Hymenoptera, Halictidae. Gene Ontology annotation, molecular function: catalytic activity. Gene Ontology annotation, cellular component: alpha,alpha-trehalose-phosphate synthase complex (UDP-forming); cytosol. Gene Ontology annotation, biological process: trehalose biosynthetic process. Bases 275 to 2581 code for a protein of 768 amino acids. The transcript is spliced from 11 exons.